CGAUCCAAUGUGUGUGUGUGUGUAUGCCAGCUGGUGGUCACUGUGCUAUGUGGAAGGUCCAGUAAGCGCUGCACAUUAUCAGGCUGAGCAGCGGCGGACUCUCCGUGGUUUGUACUGGUAUAUGUUCGGGUUGCGGGCAAGAUGGUGAUACUACGCAGCAGUAGCGGCGGCGGCGGCGGCGUCGGUGCUGAGCCGGCGACAACUCCGAAGAGGAGGUCGAUGGAGUUGGAUACAAGCGGCGACUUUCUGUCGCUGAUUCCCGCGUCGCACUCAAAGUCCGCCCGGGUGACCCGCUCCUCCCGGGCUCUGGAUGAAGGCUUCACCGGCCACGACGACAACACUGAGAAUGGACAAAGUGAUAUGAGGCAGGAUGAGGGAAGUGGUGUCCAUCUCUCUCCACGGACCAGAGGACAAAGAAUGAAGCAAGAGGUCUCCUAUGCUGACAUGGAGCCAACGACCAGCUCUCCUGUGACUGAAGAAAAGGAUAGCACCAGAAGAUCUUCCAGGCUUCAGAGAGAAGGAAACGCAUCCAGCGGUAAGCAGCAAGCAGAAGUUCCAGAUGAGGUAGAAGGGUCGUCCACUCCCAAGAGGAGCCGCUUUAACCUACAGAGCAGGGAAGUGGAGGAGGAAGAGGAGGAGGAUCGCUCAGUGCGACGUAGCUCCCGAAUUACCAGAUACAAACUGGAUUCCCGCAACCAGUCAGUGCUCUACGAUCGCCUCAUCACCAACACUGCAGAAGCUGUCCUCCAGAAGAUGGACGACAUGAAGAAGAUGAGACGGAGACUGAAGAGCAGAGAUAGAGACACUAAAGAUGAGCUUGGCGUUUACACUCGGGGCCAGAUGCGAAUGUCUCUUAGGACGAAUGUGGAGAGUAAAGACCCUGAGGAGGAGAACCAAGGAGUGGACGAGGAGGAUCAUGAUAAAGAGGGGGAGCAAGAUAGAGAAGUUGAUGAUGAGGAGGAGGAGGAAGAAGAAGAUGAUGAAGACGAAGAUGGCGAGGAUGAGGAAGAAGAUAACCAGAGGCGCUACGACUUCAGACAGCGAAAGACUGCAGUUCGCUACCAGGCACCACAGGAUGAACCCAAAGAGCCCAGGAAGCGCAGCAUGUACUACAAAGACCACUCGUCCCCUUCCAGAUGCAGGUUCAGAUUCUCUUCCACGGCCCCCAGGAGCCCCUACAACAGAAGAAGAACAAACCGAAGGAGACAUGCCAUCCACAGUAGCGACUCUACGUCCUCAUCUUCAGAUGAUGAGAAAUUCCAGAGACGAAAGAGUAGGGGCAGGAGCCGGCCAGUCAACAGAUGUUUACCAAUGAACCUUGUGAAGGAAGACCUGCUGGGAAUCCAGAAGGACAGGAUGAAGAUUGGAGCCAGCCUUGCUGAUGUGGACCCCAUGUGCAUAGACAAGACGGUUGGCUUUGGCAGCAUUGGGGGCUUGAGUAGACACAUCUCGUCACUGAAGGAGAUGGUGGUCUUCCCUCUCCUCUAUCCAGAAGUCUUUGAGAGGUUCAAGAUACAGCCACCCAGGGGCUGUUUAUUUUAUGGUCCCCCCGGCACAGGGAAAACCCUUGUAGCCAGAGCGCUGGCCAACGAGUGCAGUCAGGGGGAGAAAAAGGUGUCGUUCUUCAUGAGAAAAGGAGCUGACUGCCUCAGUAAGUGGGUGGGAGAAUCUGAGAGACAGCUACGCCUGCUGUUUGACCAGGCAUACCAAAUGCGUCCCUCGAUCAUCUUCUUUGAUGAGAUUGAUGGUUUGGCUCCAGUCAGGUCCAGCCGUCAGGAUCAGAUCCACAGCUCCAUCGUGUCGACCCUCCUGGCUCUAAUGGAUGGAUUAGAUGCCAGAGGUGAGAUUGUUGUGAUAGGAGCCACAAACAGACUGGACUCCAUCGACCCAGCUCUGAGAAGACCAGGACGCUUUGACAGAGAGUUCCUCUUCGGCCUGCCUGACAGAGAGGCUAGAAAGGACAUCCUGAAGAUCCACACCAGACAGUGGACCCCGCUGCCCUCUGACACUUUUCUGGAGGAAUUGGGAGAUAAAUGCGUUGGUUAUUGUGGAGCAGACAUUAAGGCAGUGUGUUCAGAGGCUGCCCUGUGUGCGCUGCGGCGUUGCUACCCACAAAUCUACUCCUCGUCACAGAAACUUGUUCUUGAUGUCAACUCCAUUGCCAUCACAAACAUAGACUUUAUGUCCGCCAUGUCUAAGAUGGUGCCAGCUGCCCAGAGGGCAGUGGUAUCCCCAGCCAAAUCCCUGAUUCCUGCCAUCCUUCCUCUGCUGAACGCCCCCCUACAGAACAUUCUCCUCAUUGUCAGAAGAGUGUUCCCGCAUGCUGAGGUGGGCUUAAAGAGGAAGAGGGAACAAGAUGUGGCCUGUGGUGUGUCUGAGGAUGACCUGAUGUUCAGUGAGGAUGAGGACGUCUGCUUCACCUUGCACACCCCUGGCACUCCACGCAAAACGCCUGCUGUGAAGGGACUCCUCAACCUCAGCAGGAGUGUGCUCAGCCAGCCGACAUCCUACCGUCCCAGGCUGCUGCUGGAGGGCAGACCAGGCUCAGGUCAGAGCUCCUACCUGGGUCCUGCUGUCCUGCAUGCUCUGGAGAAAUUCCCUGUGUACACCCUGGACAUAGCCGUGCUGUUUAUAGCCAGUGCAGCAGCACCAGAAGAGACCUGUGCUCAGAUUUUUCUUGAAGCCAAGAGGACCUCCCCAAGUAUCCUGUACAUCCCUCACAUCGGACAGUGGUGGGAAACAGUGGGUCCUGCCUUAAAAGCCACAUUCCUGAGCCUACUUAGCUCGAUCCCUGCUUUCUCUCCUAUUCUGCUGAUGGCCACCUGCAACCAGCGAUACGACCAGCUCAGUAUGGAGGUACAGGAGUUGUUUCGGGUGGAGUACGGAGAAGUUUUCCAGGUCCAGGUCCCCACCAGCAGAGAAAGAAGAAACUUCUUUGAGGACCUGAUUCUUAACCAGGCUGCCAAGGCCCCUGCCUCAAAAAAGAAGGCUGUGCUCCGUGCUUUGGAGGUGCUUCCUGUCGCCCCUCCUCCUCCUCCACGUCAGCUAACUGAAGAGGAGACUCAAAAAUUGGAGGAACAAGAGGAAGACACCCUCAGGGAGCUCCGCCUCUUCCUCCGUGAUGUCACCAACCGACUGUCCCAGGAUAAACGUUUUAAGACUUUUACAAAGCCUGUGGAUUUAGAGGAGGUUCCUGAUUAUGCUGAGGUGAUCAAGAAGCCUAUGGACCUCUCAACAGUUCUCUCUAAGAUCGAUCUCCAUCGGUAUGGGGCAGUGAAGGAGUUUGUGCAGGAUGUAGAUCUUAUCUGGCAGAAUGCACUGGAAUACAACCCUGACAGGGACCCCUCAGGCCGUCAGAUCCGCCAUAGAGCGUGUGCCCUGAAGGAUACUAUCCAUGCCAUCAUUAGAGAUGAACUGGAUGAAGAUUUUGAGAAGAUUUGUGAGGAAAUCAAAGCAUCACGCAGCACAAGAGGUAGCUCGACUACAACCCGGUUUGCCCCCUCCUUUUACCACGUCCUUCCCAAACAGCCAAAUUCUCCUGCUGAGGCAAAGUUCACGGACACAACCCCAAAAAGAGAUCCGACUGGAGCCACAGCUGCUGUUACCCCCUAUACAACUUCCUCUGCUUUCACAACUCCUAAAAACACAGUCCAGAGGAAGAAAAGAAGAAAGAGUCGCUGGGCCUCUGGCGUAUACGUAAAGAGGAAGUCUGCUUCCUCUCUUAACCUGUCCAGAGAUGACAUACAGUUAGGGUCUGAUGAGGAUGAGGUGGAUGAAGACGAUGAGGAGGAGGCUGAGAAGGAAACCGGGGCAGAGGUGACUGAAGGAGAGGUGGAUAAACAAUCAGGGCUUGCAGAAGGUCAGGAAGAUAGCCCAGAGCCUAUGAUGGAACAGGGAAGCCAGGAGAAGGAGGAAAAAGAGGGGAGGAAUGGAGCUGCUGGAGACAAGGAUAUCCUGUCUGAAAAUGACUACUACAUGGGGGAUGAAAAAGAAGAGGUGGACCAAGCUGUCGCAGAUGAACCAGGACAAUUAGAAGAAAAUUACAAAGCAUUGACAGAAGAAGGGGAUGUGAACAGCAAAACACUUUCAGCAAACACUAAGAGCAGCCUCACUGAGACAGAGAGAGGAGAUCAUCACGAACAGUCCAUCACAGCAGAGAGAGGUGAAUCUCAAGAUCAAAAGCUAAAGGAAACUGAGACUGAGAAAUGUCAAACCAUACAAAAGGGGGAUGAGAGUAAUAAGGUAGCGACUGCAGAGGAGAUUGCACUGAACAGUCAUGCUGAGCCAAUGGAGGUGGAAGCAACGGAAACCUCAACCACAGAGGCCUCUGCAGCUGUCAGAGGAGAGGAGGACACAAACACAGAGCGGAGCAUGAGGCGAAGGACUCGGUCUGUAAAAAGCCCUGUGCUGCAGCAGCAGAUGAUCGACGUGGACAAAGCUAUGCAGAUCCUAGACAAGGAAGUUCCACUACUUGUGGUGGACAGAGACAAAUUAAAGGAGCUGUUGGAGAGAGUAGUGACCAAGACUGACAGCUUCGAGGUUUACAAGCUUGAGAAACUCUACGCUCUGCUCUGCCAGAGCAUUUACAGACACAGACGAGACUUCAACAAAACAGCACUAAUACAGGAGAUGGACCAGGAGAUUGAAGAUUUCCAAUAACUUUUCAACAGGAACCCCAUGACUAUUUUUAAGUGUUGUGCUCAUCAUCCUUAUCAAAAGUGUUAAUGUACAAACAUUGGCUCUAUUUUCAUAGAAAUCGACUGACACAUAUUUUUGUGCUUUGGCCAAAACUUUGUAACCGUGUUUAUAUUUAAUUAAACUGCUUUCCUCUUAA
Molecule: messenger RNA, 4834 nt
Organism: Platichthys flesus (European flounder)
Lineage: Eukaryota; Metazoa; Chordata; Actinopteri; Pleuronectiformes; Pleuronectidae
Product: ATPase family AAA domain-containing protein 2-like
Exons: 29
Coding region: 142-4659 (1505 amino acids)
Biological process (GO): positive regulation of transcription by RNA polymerase II
Cellular component (GO): nucleus
Molecular function (GO): ATP binding; ATP hydrolysis activity; chromatin binding
Source: RefSeq, a predicted model, not a curated record